Molecule: messenger RNA, 1854 nt
Organism: Adineta steineri
Lineage: Eukaryota; Metazoa; Rotifera; Eurotatoria; Adinetida; Adinetidae
Source: the annotation of a GenBank genome assembly
AUGCGUGUUAUAUCUUCUCCAGUUUUUCAAUUACGUGAUAUAAUUCAUGCUCUAUUAACAUCUUCAUCAUUAUCAUCGUCAUACGAUCUGAUAACAACCUUUUUAACUUAUGGUCAAUCAUUAGGUGCGUCAGCAAUUCAUGGUUAUCUUGUUGAUCGUUGUUAUGAUACUCAAACAUUAAUUAAUGAUGAAUUUUCUUCUUAUCAAGGUAUUGCUUUAUAUAUAACAUAUGAUAUUAAAUUAAAUGAGCAACAAUGGGAAGGUAUAUUUGGUAUUCAUGAGUCAACAUCAACUAUAUCUAAAAAUACUUCAAAUUUUUUUCAAUUAACUGACUUUUUAUGCAUAUUAAGUGGUUCACGUGUCGUUUAUUAUGAUCCAAAUGAACGUACAACUAAUGAAGAACGUACAUUUGUAUCAAUAGUUGAUCUUGAACAUGAUGAUAUAACAUUAUUUAAAGAUCAAUUAUCUCCAUUAGAUUAUUUUUUAUUAAAUUCUAAAAAAUGUUAUAAUGGUACAUUAAUACGUUUACCAUUACGAACAAAAAAAAUAGAUAAACAUACAUUAGAUGAUAUAAAACAACAAAUAUAUAAAUAUUUUCAUUUAAAUAAUUCUUUAAUUGAAUUAUUAUUAUUACAAUCAAAUAUAAAUACAAUUGAUUUUGAUUCUACAAAAAAUUUUGAUAUAUUUCAAAGAUUUUUAUCCUAUGAAAAACAUUCAUUAACAAGUAUUCAUGAUAAUCAAUCAACAACACAGAUUAUACAUUUAACAUUAUCAAGAUUAAUUAAUGAAAUCAAUACUAGUGAUGUAUCUUAUUGGCUUUUAUCAGUUCAUAAUGAUUAUAAUGAUAUUGGUAAAUAUAACAAUGAAUUAAAACUUCUACUUCCAUUAACUCCACUUAGUUUAUCAUCUGAAUCCUCUAAUGUACUAUUACAAUCACAGAAUUAUCAAUCAAUUCAACUAACAUCAUCACGAAUAUUAUAUUAUUGUACAUGUCCAUCAUUAAAUUCAUUAUCUAAAGAUGAUUUAUGUACAAAAUUACGUCAAAUAAAAUUUCCUCAAGCAUAUGCAUUAUUUUUAAAAGAUUUAUCGCGAUUAAUAAAACCAAUAACAUCAGUAUCAUCAUCAUCAAAUUUAUCAAUUGAUCUUAUUUGGGAAUUAAUGCCAGACGUUGAUGAACAUCAACGUUUAUUAAAUGAAAAACAUAAAUAUUCUUUACAACAACAACAAAAUGUUCAAGUUAUUAAUAAUAUUAUACCAGAUAUUUGGAGAGAAAUUGGUAAACAAGAAUUAUUUUAUUCUGUAACUGAUGGUUGGGGUUAUGUUGCUAUUGAAGAUAUGAUAAUUAAUAAUGUUGAAUCAGGACCAAUACAAGACGUAUUAACCUAUGUUUUUUCAGAAGCAAAUGCACCUAUUGUAAUAUUACCCUCUCAUGUAAUUAAUGGCUUGUGUAAAUAUUCAAAUAAGCAUUAUUUACAAGUAAUGACACCAUUUCAUGCAUCAGAAUUAUUAGCAAAAAAUUCUUCAAUACUUUUACGUUUAACAUUUGAACAAAAACUUUCAUUAUUAAAAUAUAUCAUAUUAAAUGAUCCUGAUCCAACUUUAGUACUUGAAUUAGAAUUAUUACCAUUAGCUAAUAAUACAUUUAUAACAUUUCAAACCAAACAAGCAUCAAUUGUAUAUAUUGUUGAUAAAAGUGUAGAUUUUUUAAAAUUAUUUCAUAUUAAACAACAUGAUCGAUUCUUAAAUCCAAAUAUAGAUCAAGAUUUAUUUGAUAAACUAUCAUCGAAAAAUUUCCAAGGUAUACGAAGAUCAGAAUCAACUUCACCAUCAUCUCGUGAUCGAGGUAAUGAAUAG